CUACCAUGGCCGAUCCGUCCCACUUCACUGAUCCCUUUUGGGAACCCCAGGAUCAGACCCCUGCUGAAUCCGACACUUAUCAACCCCAAGUCAGCCCCUUCAAAACCGCCAAUCUUCUAUACUCAAUCUCGUCUUCCUGGGAGACUACCCCCGUCGGAAUUGACUUUGCCGUGGGAGGUCUUGGUACCAUUGCUGCCAAGGCUACCUCCCCCCAAAAAGGUGUAACAUUCACCAUUCGCCCCGGAAAGCGGAAUGAGCAGCCAACCCUGAAGCUUGAGAUCACAAAAGAUGACUGCGUUUUAUCCAAGAAAGGGAAAGAUGCCGACGAGUUUGUCGCAUAUGAGGAAAAGCUGAAGUUUGAGCCUGGCGAGGAGAGAAACAAGUUUUACGACUUUGUCAUGUUUCCGAAAGGAAAAACCUCAGCUCUGCUUGACACGUUGACUAAGAAGGCUACCUAUUGGAUCUCCGUUGACAGAAGCAACGCUCGCAUCCGGUAUGGCCAGCAUCUGAUCAAUAAUUCCAUGACUUUCAUGGAGAUCCAGUUCGAGAAGGACAAGGCUGCUUGGAUGGAUAACCUCGUUUCUACCCAAGUGGAGCAAGAUGGUUCUCCGAUUUCCAACAAAGACAUUGUGUACAAGCCACAACCCGUCACGGUUGAUCUCCCGCCCGUGGUCAUCCCCGAGUCGGAGAUGACACUAGACAUACUGGAGAAAAUGUCAGCCAUGACGUUUGCCAAUCUGCCCAAGGCCUGUCAGAAACUGUACCACAAUAUUUCUGGGGCCAAGAUUACAGCGAGACCGGCUGAUUUCCCGGAGCUCCCUGAAGCCAUCGACGAGAGCUGUAGAGAUCCUAAAAAGGUCUGUGGUGAGAUCCUCGAGGGAAAGAAUACCUUUGGAGACAAACUGGAGACCUAUCUUCGUAUCACAAUUGGUGAUAACCUGGCGGAUUCUCCUGGUAUCCCCUAUGUGAUGGAGAUCUGGCCCCCUGGCCACAAAUCACCCAUUCACCAGCACGGCGAUGCUUCAGCAGUCAUCAGAGUCCUCUACGGCAAGAUCCAAGUUUCCUGGUUUGACAAGGUUGAAGAGGGAAGUCCGUCACAGUUGAUUGGCAAUCCAGUCAUUCUUGAAGAAGGCAAAGUCACUUGGUUGGGCAAGGAUCAGUAUCAAGUUCAUCAGCUUGAGAAUACCUCGGAUACUGUUUGUAUCACUCUUCAGUGCUAUCAGUUUGAUGACGAUGAUCAAAUUCAUGACGAGGCGUUUUAUUGGAAGGAUGAGGAGGGGCAUAGGAGGAAGUUUAUUCCGAAUAGCGAUAGGGCCUAUGGACAGUUUGUUCGGGAGGUCGAGGCUGAGUGGAAGAAAUCACACUGA
Molecule: messenger RNA, 1367 nt
Organism: Fusarium odoratissimum NRRL 54006
Lineage: Eukaryota; Fungi; Ascomycota; Sordariomycetes; Hypocreales; Nectriaceae
Exons: 2
Coding region: 6-1367 (453 amino acids)
Source: RefSeq, a predicted model, not a curated record